CCUAACCCUCACCCAGGAAGAAAGUAGAGAGGACUUUGGAUUCUUCUAAAUGAAUCGCCCAACUACACAGAGCACAGCCAUUCUCUCGGGUGGUGAGUCUUCUAUAGCUGGGAGUUGGGAACAGGAGCAAGAGAGACUUACUUGGCCAGGCACAAUAAGCAUGAAUUCAAUUACUUCACCGGGCCCUACAGCCAAUUCUGUAUAUGUGAUGGCACCCCCCAACAGUUAUUCUGUCGCCCCGGGAACUGUGCCUCAGGUGCCUCUGUAUACAAACAACCAGCCUCAAAUCCACGGAAUUUCUGGUAAUCUACCUGGUUUUGUGCCAGCUGUGACUGAGCUGCCUGCCCAGAAAGUCUUGAAAAAAGGCCAAGUCCUAGGGGCUAUCCAGAUCCUGAUUGGCCUGGUGCACAUCGGCCUGGGCUCCAUCAUGCCCACCAUCCUCUACAGCUGCUAUAUACCUGUCUCCCUCUAUGGAGGCUUCCCCUUCUGGGGAGGCAUCUGGUUUAUCAUUUCAGGAUCUCUCUCAGUGGCGGCAGAAACUCAACCCAAUUCAUCUUGCCUGCUGAAUGGCAGUGUGGCCUUGAACAUCAUCAGUGCCGUCUGUUCUGCAGUGGGCGCCCUGCUCUUCAUCUCAGACCUCGGUCUCUCCCGAGGAUGCAUGGACCCCAGCGAUUACCCCCACAACUGGGGACUGAGUCCAGGAAUGGGUAUUUCUAGUCUGCUGCUCAUCUUCUGCCUCCUGGAGCUCGGCAUUGCAAGUGUGUCUUCCCACUUUGGCUGCCAAGUGACCUGCUGCAACUACAACAAUGCAGCUGUGGUCAUUCCAAAUGUCUACGCAACAAACCCAGUGGUCUUCCCAAAACCAUCAAAUCCAAUACCAAGUUAUCCCAAUGGAGUUCAAAAUCCCAGAUAAGUGAACCUGAAGAUUCUAGAAGCAUCUCACUGAGACCAAGUGACAUU
Acomys russatus (golden spiny mouse) is the source of this 960-nucleotide messenger RNA. RefSeq names its product membrane spanning 4-domains A8 (gene Ms4a8). Gene Ontology annotation, biological process: cell surface receptor signaling pathway. The record is from RefSeq and is a predicted model, not a curated record. Gene Ontology annotation, cellular component: plasma membrane. NCBI's taxonomy places the organism in Eukaryota, Metazoa, Chordata, Mammalia, Rodentia, Muridae.